GACGACGAGGCCAAUACGUCCCAGACUCCCGACAAGUAUAUAAACGGGCUUCCUAGGCCUUCAUUUAAUAUACAUAGUUCUUCUUACAGCCAUUGGCAUUUUAGUAAAAUAAUUAAUGAUUAAUUGUCCUCCAAAUUUGCUCCUAUCUUAGGCAGUCUUAUUAAACCCGUCACUCGACAUGUCGUCACUUAAGCCAAUUAUCCUCUGGGGACAUAACUCGGGUCCCAACCCCUUAAAAAUCCAUAUCAUCCUCGAGGAGCUUAACAUUCCCUUUGAGCAUAAGAUAGUUGAAUGGGAAAACAUGAAAAAAGAGCCUUUCAUCAAUAUCAAUCCGAACGGAAGAGUGCCAGCAAUUGAAGACCCGAAUACCGGGAUAACGCUAUGGGAGUCGGGUGCUAUUAUUGAAUACAUCAUCGACAACUACGAUAAAGACCACAAGCUAAGCUACGGUACUUCUCCCGAGAAGUACUUGAUCCAGCAAUGGAUCGCCUUCCAGAUUUCAGGACAGGGGCCCUACUACGGUCAAGCCGUAUGGUUCUACCGGAUUCAUCAUGAGAAGCUCCAGUCCGCAAUUGAUCGGUACGUCAAAGAGAUUGAGCGCGUAAGGAGUGUUCUCGACACGCAUCUCUCUAAGUCACCAUCUGGGUGGCUUGUCGGUGAUAAAAUGACAGUUGCGGAUCUCAGUUGGAUCAUGUGGGAGCAAAUUGCAACUUUCCUUAUUAGCUUCAUGGACAUCAAUCUGGAAGGAAAGUACCCGCACUAUGAUAUCUGGUAUAAGAAGUUGCUCGAGAGGCCCACCGUACAGAAGGUCUUGGCUAUAAGGACAGAGGGCCUUAUCCAGAGUGGUCUUGUGAAGGCGGAAGAUCUUGCUAAGCGGGCCUAAAGUACAUAGAGCACCCAUGUACCUCUUAGGAUGACUCUGAUGGUGUUUGUAGAGGUUUGGAAUAUCUAUGCAGCUUUGAAUAAACUGAAGGAUAUUGCAUUUACUAUGUGGCGAGAUAAUGGGCUUGAUCCCAGUCAACUAUGUUGUGGUUAUUAAACGCGUCUGAGACUUAAGUUUCGAAACUCUGCAAUGAGAGCCUAUAUAGUACGUGUAUAAGCCAACCGAUUAAUUCGAAUACUCGGCAUACUGCGUCGCUUUGGCUCACGAGUGAAGCUUUCGUGGACUACUAGUCUGGGGACUUGAUAAUUCUAGCCCGUUCCUAACUCAAUUGAGGGCAGAAUCAAAGAUAGUGACGCUUGAUAGGAC
Molecule: messenger RNA, 1249 nt
Organism: Daldinia loculata
Lineage: Eukaryota; Fungi; Ascomycota; Sordariomycetes; Xylariales; Hypoxylaceae
Product: glutathione S-transferase
Exons: 3
Coding region: 179-883 (234 amino acids)
Source: RefSeq, a predicted model, not a curated record